GUUGAUUAACAAGUCAAUCUAAUUAGAAACCAGUUGUAGCAAUCAGAAACAAAUCUUUAACUGUUGAUUCUCAUUCUUAUUACAAUCAACUAACACCACGUUCAAGGUACAUUAAUAGUCUAAAUUGCUCAACAUGUAAAUCAUUAUUCAUUUCGUAUUCUCAUCUGUAUCUUGUUUUUUUAAACUCGAAUCAAUUUAAUUUCUUUCUCUCUUUGGAUAACAUUUUAAUUGUGUUUUCUUUUGAUUGUCAUCAUCAUCGAUUCACAAUGAGAUUGACAGUUAUUAAUUUCUCAUGUGCUUUUGUGCUUCCAUUGGUCAUCCAUUUGUUGGCCAGUUUUAAUUUUGUCCAAAGUGAAACAACAAUUAACUUUGAUUAUCACAAUUACGAUGAGAUGACAAUGAUUUUAAAUGAUAUUAACCGUAAUUAUCCACAAUUAACAUCACUCUAUUCCAUAGGAAAAUCUGUCCAGGGUCGUGAGCUUUGGGUCAUGUUAAUUAGUAAGGACAUUAAUGAAGAAAUCUUAAUGAAACCGAAUGUCAAAUACAUUGGAAACAUGCAUGGAAAUGAGGCUGUUGGACGUGAAAUGUUGAUCCAUUUAAUUUUAUAUCUAUUAACAAAUUAUGAAUCAGAUCGAUAUGUUAGAUAUUUAGUUGAUAAUACGAGAAUUCAUAUUAUGCCUUCGAUGAAUCCUGAUGGGUUCGAGAUGUCAAAGGAAGGUCAAUGUCACGGAGGAGUAGGAAGAGGAAAUGCUAAUGGACGUGAUCUUAAUCGUAACUUCCCCGACUAUUUUACCCCGAGCGAUACUCCCCCUGAGGCUGAAACUCGAGCUGUUCAAGAAUGGAUUCGUAAGACACCCUUCGUCUUAUCGGCUAAUCUACAUGGUGGUGCUUUGGUUGCAAGUUAUCCUUUCGAUAAUUUCCCACAAGGAAUUUUAGGUCCAUUGAAAUCAGCUCGAAAUUCACCAGCACCCGAUGAUGACGUUUUCUACCAUCUCGCCAAGAUAUACUCUUUCAACCAUCGAACUAUGUACCAGGGUAAGCCCUGCCCUGGGCCCGGUGGUACCGAUGGAUUUCCCAAUGGAACCACUAAUGGAGCUCAUUGGUAUCCACUCGCUGGUGGAAUGCAGGAUUACAAUUACAUUUGGGAAGGUUGCAUGGAGCUGACUCUGGAAUUGUCAUGCUGCAAGUAUCCUUAUCGUCACGAACUAUCCCAAUUCUGGAUGGACAAUAAACAAGCACUUUUAACUUAUUUGGGUGAAGCUCAUCGAGGAGUUCGAGGCUUAAUUACAGAUAUUAACGGUAAUCCGAUUCCACGAGCAUUAUUGAUGAUCAAAGGUCGAAACAUUUCAUUCAAAAGUUCUGAUAAAGGUGAAAUAUGGAGAAUCCUUUUACCUGGAACUUAUACCGUUGAGGUGAAAGCUGAAGGGUUCGAGUCAAUGAGUAAAACAUUUACCGUUAAUGAUGGAGAAAUAACUGAAAUCUAUUUACAAUUAACACCAAACGAAUUCAGAAAAGGAUUAGUUUCAUCAUUAAUGCCUUCAUCAUCCUCAUCUUUUGAUUCUCAUCCAUUGUCACAUCAUAACGACACUUUAUUUUUCCCUGAUCAACCAUUUCCAUACGUUGGAUCAUCUUCAAUGGUUCACAAGGAAACAAUUUAUUCAAAAUUCAAUCGAUGGGUCAACAAUUGGGGAUAGAAUUUAACAUUUUCAUACUUAAUUAGGACAAAAAUUUAUCUAAAUUACUUGUAUCUGUAUAUAUAAUAAUAAUAAUCUAUGUAAUUACUAGACAAACAAUUGAAAUCAAAUUGAAAUAAAAUAUUAAAGAUUAAACGAGA
This is a messenger RNA of Panonychus citri (citrus red mite), 1834 nucleotides long. Its product is annotated as carboxypeptidase D-like. Gene Ontology annotation, cellular component: cell surface. Lineage: Eukaryota; Metazoa; Arthropoda; Arachnida; Trombidiformes; Tetranychidae. The record is from RefSeq and is a predicted model, not a curated record. Gene Ontology annotation, biological process: proteolysis. The transcript is spliced from 7 exons. Gene Ontology annotation, molecular function: metallocarboxypeptidase activity; zinc ion binding. Bases 267 to 1694 code for a protein of 475 amino acids.